CUCAUCACCUCACCUCCUGUCCCUCGUUACCACACACCACUACCUCCUGCCAUCCUCUCACGAUGUCAGGCUUCGACACGGGUCGCCUCUACUCGGCGCAAGUCCUCGCCGGCUCAGCCUCUUCACGAGCCCCAGAUGCACCGGCGCAGACGGAGGCCAAUCUCUUCGAUUUUGUCCAGCGAUUCAGACAUGGCAACGACUACAUCUAUAGGGACAGGCUGAGGGCCAAUCUGCUGGCCAAGCAGAACGUACUCGAUGUGGCGGUCGAGCAUAUCGCACUCUGGAAUCAGCAGCUUGCGCAGCAGUUGAACGAUAGGCCCGGAGAUGUGUUGCCCUUGUUCGAGGCCGCAGUCAAACGAGCUGCCCGCAACAUCCUUCACCCCAUCUCGACUGAUGGCCAACGUCCUGAAGGGCCUGACUGCCAAGUCACGCUACGCUCCUCCGCCAACCUCUUCUCGAUGCGCGACUUGCACGCCGACAAUGUAGCGCAGCUAGUCCGCAUUCCGGGCAUCGUCGUCAGCGCUUCGACGCUCUCAUCUCGCGCCACCCAUCUCAGCGUCAUGUGCCGUGACUGCCGCUCCACCAAGUCGCUCCCCAUCGUCGCCGGCUUUGGCGGCUUCACCCUCCCGCGCUACUGCGACGCCGAAAAGGUCAAUGGUCAGCAAUGCAGCACGGACCCGUUCGUCAUCCUGCACGAGAAGUGCCGCUUCGUCGACUCGCAGACCGUUAAGCUGCAAGAAGCGCCCGAUAUGGUGCCCGUAGGAGAGCUGCCCCGCCACAUGCUGUUGAGCAUCGACCGAACCCUCACUGGCCGUGUCGUACCCGGGUCGCGCAUCAUUGCUACCGGUGUGUACUCGACCUUUAGCAGUACAAAGGGCAAGGCAGGGAGUGGACGAGGAAACGCAGUUGCUCUUCGCCAGCCCUACCUCAAGGUCGUCGGCCUCGAGAUCGACGCCGAAGGAGCCGGCGGACGUGGGAUGGCUCGCAUGUUCUCUGCCCGCGACGAAGAGGAGUUCGCUCGUCUUGCGCGCACGCCGGACCUCUACGAGAAGUUGGCAACAAGCAUCGCCCCUUCCAUUUACGGGAACCUCGAUAUCAAGAAGGCGGUCGCCUGUCUCCUCUUCGGUGGCAGCAAGAAGGUCUUGCCUGAUGGGAUGAGGCUACGUGGCGAUAUCAACGUGCUGCUGCUCGGUGACCCAGGUACGGCCAAGUCGCAGCUGCUCAAAUUCGUCGAAAAGGCUAGCCCCAUCGCCGUCUACACGUCAGGGAAGGGAUCCUCGGCAGCCGGUCUCACCGCCUCCGUUCAACGUGAUGCCCAGUCGCGCGAGUUUUACCUCGAGGGAGGCGCGAUGGUGCUUGCGGACGGUGGAGUGGUGUGCAUCGAUGAAUUUGACAAGAUGAGGGAUGAAGAUCGUGUGGCGAUCCACGAGGCAAUGGAGCAGCAGACCAUCUCCAUUGCCAAGGCCGGGAUCACGACCAUUCUUAACUCCAGGACGUCGGUACUCGCUGCAGCCAACCCGGUCUUUGGACGAUACGACGAAAUGAAGUCACCAGGCGAGAAUAUCGAUUUCCAGACAACCAUCUUAUCCCGCUUUGACAUGAUCUUCAUCGUCAAAGAUGAACACGACGAAGCCCGUGACCGCGCCAUUGCCAAGCACGUCAUGAACAUCCACAUGAAUCGCCAAGACGACCAGUCCCAGCAGCAAGCCGCUGUAGGGGAAAUCGACAUCGACCUCAUGAAGCGCUACGUCGCCUACGCAAAAUCACGCUGCGCUCCACGCCUCUCGCCCGAGGCCAGCGAGAAGCUCAGCAGCCACUUCGUUGCGUUGCGCAAGCAGGUCGCACAGGUCGAGAGGGACAAUGACGAGAGGAGCAGUAUCCCUAUCACAGUCAGGCAGUUGGAGGCUAUCAUUCGCAUGAGCGAGUCGGUGGCCAAGAUGACGCUCAGCCCUACAGUGAGGGAAGAGCACGUCGACGAAGCGAUGAGACUCUUCCGCUACUCGACGAUGGAUGCCGUCCAAGCUGGCUCGGUUGAGGGGAUGACUCGUGGGGAAUUGCAGGAGGAGGUGCAGAAGCUCGAGCGCGAGAUUCGACGCAGAGUGCCCAUCGGAUGGACCGUCUCGCAGGGACGGCUCAGGCAGGAGUUUGUGGAGGCACAAGGCUUCACGCAACAUGCAUUGGAGCGAACGCUCUUCAUCUUGGAGAAGAGGGAGGUCAUCAAGUUUGGGAACCAGCGGAAGCUGGUAACGAGAACGGGCGUCUAACCGCCUGUACGCCGACCAACAAUCCUUCUCUCCAUCCGUUACCCGCACCAUUCUUUGCUCUUGCCCUCCCUCGCUCCCUCUCACCUUGUACUAUACGCUCUCGUUGUUGCUUGCUAUUCGUCAUGAUCAUUCCCAUUGCUCGCCAUCCAAUUGUCC
Molecule: messenger RNA, 2420 nt
Organism: Jaminaea rosea
Lineage: Eukaryota; Fungi; Basidiomycota; Exobasidiomycetes; Microstromatales
Product: putative CDC46-cell division control protein
Exons: 4
Coding region: 63-2264 (733 amino acids)
Biological process (GO): DNA replication initiation; DNA replication; double-strand break repair via break-induced replication
Cellular component (GO): nucleus; MCM complex
Molecular function (GO): single-stranded DNA helicase activity; 3'-5' DNA helicase activity; DNA replication origin binding
Source: RefSeq, a predicted model, not a curated record